Trichoderma reesei QM6a is the source of this 3009-nucleotide messenger RNA. RefSeq lists its product as uncharacterized. The transcript is spliced from 7 exons. The record is from RefSeq and is a predicted model, not a curated record. NCBI's taxonomy places the organism in Eukaryota, Fungi, Ascomycota, Sordariomycetes, Hypocreales, Hypocreaceae. Bases 1 to 3009 code for a protein of 1002 amino acids.
AUGUCGGGCGGCAGCUCCUCAGAUCUUGAUACUAACACCCAUCAAGAUCCCGCUCAUCAAUCCAAGGACCAUGUCGAAAACGAGCCUCAGCCGCUGUCUCGUCCGACGUCUACGAGACUUCGCUUCCUUGCCCAAAACCCGCCGCUCAGGACAACCCCCAGCUCGGCGCCACAGUCUGAAUAUGGAAGCAGACGCAGCUCCUUCAUCGCCCCGAUAGAGGAGAUUCUCCCUGACGACCACGUCGACCCUGACACGUUUGGCGUGGUAGAGGAGCGCGAUGGAUUCUUUGACGCCUUAUUUGUCAAAAGUACGCAGUUGAUUCCGGAGGGGUUUGUUGAACGAUCCAGGGCCUCGUUGCCCGCUGCCUUUGACAAGGAUUCGCCUCUGGCGGCUCGUCGGUUUAUCCCCAGGCAAAUCGAUGCGGUCAAAUCCGUGGUUCGGAAUGUCACCACGACUCGUGCUGGCAUCCGUCUGCUCAGGUCCUUUACCGCCUAUUUCGCCGCGUACAUCAUGUGCCUGAUUCCAGCCGUCAGGCAAUGGCUCGGCCGAUAUCACUACAUCAUUGCCGUCUCCGUCAUCUUGAACCAUCCGGCCCGGACCCUUGGUGCUCAACUUGAGGGUGCUGUUUUCACCUCGAUUGGUACGGCCGCCGGGAUUGGCUGGGGAGCUGUCGGCCUGUUACUCUCUACGUCGACCUCUGCAGCCAGCGCUGGCUAUGGCGGAGUUUUGGCACUUUUCCUGGCUCUGUUCAUGGCAGUCGUUGCGUGGGUACGCUCAUACUAUUCACGGUUCUACCAAAUGGUGGUGUGCGCAGGUGUAUCAAUCGUCUUUACCUUGUUGGCCCAGACUCGAGGCAAUGUCGUUGUGUGGGAGAAGCUGAGAAACUAUGCGGUUCCAUGGGUUCUAGGCCAGGCUCUCGCACUCCUCGUCAACUGCACCGUCUUUCCUGAUGCCGGUGCGAGACCACUUGCCAUUGCCUUCCAUCAGUCUUUUUCCUUUAUGCUGGACGCCAUUGCGAUUCCACGCCCAAGAGAUACCAGACUUAGGCGGGAUCUGGUCCGUUCCUUUGUGGACUUAUCCACCGCCCACCGCGAUAUGCGAACCAGCCUCACCAUUACACGCUUCAAGCCAGACGACGUGAGGGAGCUGCGCAACCUCAUGCAAGCCGUCAUUCGCUGCAUGCUGGCCAUGGAAACCGAAAGUGCUCUUGUCAGCGAAACUGAAAAUGGACAUGCCCCUAUUGUGGUUGAAGCCGUCGAGGCGUCUCCACACGAUCUCGAAAACAUCGCCGAGAAGGCCUCUGGCGCUGUAGAAGAGAAAGAAGUCACCCGGACCGUAAUCGGGAAACUGGCAAAGCCCACAAAGGAGCUCCUCGCUUGUAUGAACUCGGGACUGCAGGCGAGCCAAGCCGCGCUGAUGGACCUGUCAGGUUAUCGACAGUAUCUGGGUCCCCCAAUGACGGUCUCGUCUGAUAUUGCUCCUGUUCAAAUUCGCAUGAAAGCUGCCAAAACAGUCUUUGAUAGCGUCGAGUCUGAGCUUCUGGAAUCGGGCCAGCUCCCCCCGGCAUCGAUGAACGACUCGGCCGUUGUCCAACUCUUCAUCUUUGCGAGACAUGUCCGUGAAACCGCAACCACGGUGGAGAAUCUCAUGGGCAAAGUAUAUGCCAUGCAGCACGUUUCCAACUGGCCACGGCCUCACCUGCCCUCAUAUCCCUGGAGAAAAGCCGUUCACUGCGUCAACAGUCAAGUGAUGCAUGACCGAGGCGGCGCCACGGCCUCGUCCUACCACAAGAACAGCCUCGGCUACAGAAUCUGGCAAGUCCUGCACCUGCUGCAAGGCUACGAGGGCCGGUACGCCUUCAAAGCCGUUCUCGUCACGUCUCUCCUGUCGAUUCCCUCGUACCUACACAGGGACAAGGUCUGGUGGGACGACUACGAAGCCUGGUGGGCUGUCACCAUGAGCUGGCUCCUGAUCCAUGCUCGUGUAGGAGGAAAUGUGCAAGACUUGGUUGCCAGAGCUGUGCUGGCGGUUCUGGGUGCUGUAUGGGGUGGCCUUGCUCAUUCCGCGGGCGAUGGAAGCCCGUAUGUGGUGGCGGUGUUUGCAGCCAUCUUCAUGGUGCCCAUGCUCUAUCGCUUUACGCAGAGUUCUCAUCCAAGAUCUGGCCUUGUAGGCUGCCUGUCGUUUACAGUCGUCUCCCUCCAACUUCAAGCUGGCGAGCUGCCCUCCUCACCAGCCGUCACAGCCGUCCUCCGAGGCGUCAUCUUCCUCGUCGGCACGACCGCGCCCAUCAUUGUCAACUGGUGCCUGUGGCCAUUUGUUGCAAGACACGAGCUUAGGAAAGCUCUGUCUUCAAUGCUCUUUUUCUUGAGCAUCAUCUAUCGCAACGUCGUGGCGAAAUACAUCUACUUUGAACAAGGCAAAGAGCCCACCCCUGAAGACAUUGAAAAGUCCGAAAUUCUCGAAGGACGCAUCAGAGAAGGCUUCGUCCGCAUCCGCCAACUCCUGGUCAUGACCCGCCACGAAAUCCGCCUCCGCAGCCCCUUCAACCCCCUCCCCUACUCUGGCCUCGCCGACUCCUCCGAGCGCUUCUUCGACUACCUCAUCGCCGUGCGCCAGUCCGCCGUCCUGUACAACCCGGACUACAUCCGCGACGACCCCAUCGCCGCGCAGCGAUUGCUUGGCUUCAGGAGAGACGCCGUGGCUUCUAUCCUGGCGAACCUGUACAUUUUCGCAGGGGCUCUCAGAGCAGACAGAAAAGUUCCCAAAUAUCUGCCCAGCGCCGCCGCCGCCCGUCGAAAACUGCUCCUCGAAACCGCCGCCCUCGAGGAAGAAAUGGCCCAGCAGCACGCCCAGCAACCAGACGACCCCCACGAGGACGCCUCCCGCAGAUGGCACAAGAAGUGGAGCGACAUAUACAGCUACUCGUACAACGAGAGCCUCACGGGCUGCGUAGCGCAACUCGAGGAGCUGGAGAGAUUCACCAAGCUUAUUGUUGGCGAGCAGGGGUAA